Molecule: messenger RNA, 6643 nt
Organism: Serinus canaria (Common canary)
Lineage: Eukaryota; Metazoa; Chordata; Aves; Passeriformes; Fringillidae
Gene: HUWE1
Product: HECT, UBA and WWE domain containing E3 ubiquitin protein ligase 1
Exons: 38
Biological process (GO): protein polyubiquitination; membrane fusion; Golgi organization
Cellular component (GO): Golgi membrane; nucleus
Molecular function (GO): ubiquitin-protein transferase activity
Source: RefSeq, a predicted model, not a curated record
UUCUUCCUGGCCAGCCUGGCCGCAGCUGGCAGUGGCACCGAUGCCCAGGUGGCCCUGGUCAACGAGGUCAAGGCCGCCCUCGGCCGCGCCCUGGCCAUGGCCGAGAGCACUGAGAAACACGCCAGGCUCCAGGCCGUCAUGUGCAUCAUCAGCACCAUCAUGGAGUCGUGCCCGUCCACCUCAAGCUUCUACAGCAGCGCGGCCAAGCCGCCCCACAACGGCAUGAACAACAUCAUCCGCCUGUUCCUCAAGAAGGGGCUGGUCAACGACCUGGCCCGCGUGCCCCACAGCCUCGACCUGUCCAGCCCCAACAUGGCCAACACGGUGAACGCGGCGCUGAAGCCGCUGGAGACGCUGUCGCGAAUCGUGAACCAGCCCAGCGGGCUCUUCGGGGCCAAGGGCUCCUCCAGCAAGAGCAAGGCCGAGGGCAACGGGGGCGCCCGCGAGGCGGGGGCUGCACCCCCCGAUGGAGGUACCCCCCUGGGAUCACCCCCGGGACCCCGGGACCCUGAGCCCCCCGAGGAGGACGCGGAGGCGGCGCAGGCCGAGGCGGCCGACGGGGACAUGGACGGCGAGGCCGAGGGGGACACGGUGGUUCUGGCCGGGCAGCCUGAGGGGCUCACCACCCAGGAGAUGCAGGUGGAGAAUGAGCUGGAGGAUCUGAUUGAUGAGCUGCUGGAGAGGGACGGCGCCGACGGCAACAGCACCAUCAUCGUGAGCCGCUCGGCCGAGGACGAAUCUCAGGAGGACGUUCUGAUGGACGAGGCUCCCUCUAACCUCAGCCAGGCCUCCACACUGCAGGCCAACCGUGAAGAUUCCAUGAACAUCCUGGACCCUGAGGAUGAGGAGGAGCACACGCAGGAGGAGGACAGCAGCGGCAGCAACGAAGAUGAAGAUGACAGCCAGGAUGAGGAGGAGGAGGAGGAGGAGGAGGAUGAGGAUGAUCAGGACGAUGAGGAGGGUGAGGAAGGUGAGGAGGAGGAGGAUGAUGAUGAUGGCUCGGAGAUGGAGCUGGAUGAGGAUUACCCCGACAUGAACGCCUCGCCCCUCGUGCGCUUCGAGCGCUUCGACCGCGACGACGACCUCAUCAUCGAGUUUGACAACAUGUUCUCCAGCCCCACUGACAUCCCGCCAUCCCCUGGGAACAUCCCUGCCAGCCACCCUCUGCUGGUGCGGCACGCAGAGCACGGGGGGCUGGGGCUGGGGGCCGGCCCGGGGGGUGCCCGCCUGGCCCAGGGGCUGGGCCGGAGCCAGCGCACGCUGCGGCAGCUCACGGCCAACGCCGGCCACACCAUCCACGUCCACUACCCGGGGGCACGGCAGCCAAACCCCCCCCUGAUCCUGCAGAGGCUCCUGGGCCCCUCGGCGGCCGCAGACAUCCUGCAGCUGAGCAGCAGCCUCCCGCUGCAGAGCCGGGGCCGGGCACGGCUGCUGGUGGGCAACGAGGACGUGCACAUCAUCGCCCGCUCCGACGACGAGCUGCUGGAUGACUUCUUCCACGAGCAGGGCAGCGCGGGCAGCCAGGCAGGGACCCUGUCCAGCAUCCCCACGGCCCUGACACGCUGGACCGAGGAGUGCAAGGUCCUGGACGCUGAGAGCAUGCACGACUGCGUGUCUGUGGUCAAGGUGCCCAUCCUGGCCCGGCUGGAAGCGCUGCGGGACGAGGAGCUGGACGAGCGGCGCGAGAAGCGCCGGCGCCAGGCGGCCGAGGACGAGGCCAAAGGCGCCGAGCGCGGCGCCGAGGACAAGGACGGGGCGGAGACCCAGGAUGCGGCGUCCAAAGCCGGCCCCGCUUCGGCCGACGUCACCCCCCCAGAACACAGCGGGACCCCGGGAGAGACCCCCCCUCCCGGUCCCCACCGGACACUGGUGAUGCUGGAACCGACACCGACCACCCCAGACACCCCCCCAGGAGCCCCCCAAAUCCCUGCUCGCCCCCCGCAGCCCCCUGAACACGAAGAGGGGGGGCCUGGACGACCCCCCCAAGAUGCUGAGGCCACUCAAAUGGAGCUGUCACCUGCCCCCACCAUCACGUCGCUGUCGCCGGAGCGGGCGGAGGACUCGGACGCGCUGACGGCCGUGAGCAGCCAGCUGGAGGGGUCCCCCAUGGACACCUCGAGUUUGGCCUCCUGCACCUUGGAAGAGUCUGGGGGGGCUCCCUCCGCCCCCACAGCCCCCCAGAACCCCCCUGGAACCCCCCAAGGACCCCCUCCCGCUCCCCCCGACACCGCUCAGCCUCCGGACGAUAGCUCCCCCCCAGCCUCAUCCUCGGAGAGUUCGUCCACCCGUGACUCGGCCGGGGCCAUUUCCGGGGCCGACUCUCGGGGGAUCCUGGAGGAGCCGCUGCCGUCCACCAGCAGCGAGGAGGAGGAUCCGCUGGCCGGGAUCAGCCUCCCUGAGGGCGUGGACCCGUCCUUCCUGGCGGCGUUACCCGAUGACAUCAGGCGGGAGGUGCUGCAGAACCAGCUGGGGAUCCGCCCACCUGCGCGGGCCCCGCCCACCGCCAGCCCCGCCCCACCCGUGGUGGCCAAUCCCGGCCUCACCGAGGUCAGCCCCGAGUUCCUGGCGGCGCUGCCCCCGGCCAUCCAGGAGGAGGUGCUGGCGCAGCAGCGGGCGGAGCAGCAGCGGCGGGAGCUGGCUCAGGCCACGGGCUCGGACGCGCCCAUGGACCCGGUGACGUUCAUCCAGACGCUGCCGUCCGAGCUGCGGCGCUCGGUGCUGGAGGACAUGGAGGACUCGGUGCUGGCCGUGAUGCCGCCGGACAUCGCGGCCGAGGCGCAGGCGCUGCGGCGCGAGCAGGAGGCGCGGCAGCGGCAGCUCAUGCACGAGCGCCUCUUCGGCCACUCCAGCACCUCGGCGCUCUCGGCCAUCCUGCGCAGCCCCGCGUUCACCAGCCGGCUCAGCGGGAACCGGGGCGUUCAGUACACGCGGCUGGCGGUGCAGAGGGGGGGCACCUUCCACAUGGGGGGCACCGGCACCCACAGCAGGCCGGCGGGCAGCAGCGUGGACAGCCUGCUGCGCCUGCGGGGGCGGCUGCUGCUGGACCACGAGGCUCUGUCCUGCCUGCUGGUGCUGCUCUUCGUGGACGAGCCCAAGCUGAACACCAGCCGCCUGCACCGCGUCCUGCGCAACCUCUGCUACCACGCUCCCACGCGGGGCUGGGUGGUCCGCAGCCUGCUGUCCAUCCUGCAGCGCAGCAGUGAGAGCGAGCUGUGCCUCGAGACCCCCCGCGGGACCCCCGGGCCGGGCACCGAGGAGCGGCCGCGGGGCCGCGGGGGCGGGAGCCGCUCCGGGCCCGGCUCUGCCGCGGAGCCGCGCGGGCUGGACCUGCUGCACCGCAUGGAAUCGCGCAGCUCCGGGCAGCUCUCCUGGCUCUCCGUGUCCAUGGACGCGGCCUUGGGCUGCAGGACCAACAUCUUCCAGAUCCAGCGCGUGCCCGGCCGCAAGCACACGGAGAAACACGCGGCGGCCGCCGGCUCCGCCGUGCACAUUCACCCCCAGGCCGCGCCCGUGGUGUGCCGGCACGUGCUGGACACCCUCAUCCAGCUGGCCAAGGUCUUCCCCAGCCACUUCACCCAACAACGAGGCCGAGACCCCGCCACCGACCCGGAGCGUGACCGCGGCCCCCCCAAAUCGGGGGGCAGCCCUUGCCCCCCCCAAUCCCAAUCCGGCUCGCUGUCCACGGAUUUCUGGGACCUGCUGGUCAAGCUGGACAACAUGAACGUGAGCCGGAAGGGGAAGGGGUCGGCGCGGGCGGGGGGCGGCGGGGGGGGCCCCGAGCCCGAGGCGGCCGGGGGGGGCCUGGAGGCGUCGCCGCUGGGACAGCUGAUGAACAUGCUGUCGCACGGCGUCAUCCGCCGCAGCCCCCUCCUCACCGAGAAGCUGCUGCGCCUCCUGUCCCUCAUCUCCAUCGCCCUCCCCGAGGGGGGCAAGGCCGGCGAGGGGGGGGCAGCGCCCCAGAACGGAGCCCCCGCCCCCCCCGCGCCCGCCCCGCCCGCUGCAGGGGGUGGCACAGGGACGGGGACGGGGGCGGCCGCAGCGCCCGGGAGCCCCCCGGGACAGGGGGGCAACGGAGGAGGAGGAGGAGGAGGAGCGGGCACGGCUGGAGGAACUGCGGCCCCUGCCAAGAGCUCCAAGUCCCCUGCCAAGGUCCCCGAGGGUGGUCCCGACCCCCGGCUGGCAGCCACAGGCCUGACCGAGAGCCAGCUCCAGCUCUCCGUGGAGGUGCUGACGUCACACUCGUGCUCGGAGGAGGGGCUGGAGGACGCAGCCAAUGUCCUGCUGCAGCUGUCCCGGGGGGACGCGGGGACAAGGGACACGGUGCUGCGGCUGCUGCUCAGCGGGGCCCGGCAGCUGGGGGGCGCCCUGUGCCGCCAGAUCGGGACGCUGCUGGCCGAGCUCCGUGAGUACAACCUGGAGCAGCAGCGGCGGGCGCAGCUCGAGGCCCCGUCCCCCGAGGGGCUCCCCGAGGAGCAGCCCCCCAGCGCCAAGCUCAAGGGCAAAAUGCAGAGCCGCUUCGACACGGCCGAGAGCGUGGUCAUCGUGGCGUCUCAGAAGCGCGCUCUGGGCGGCCGCGAGCUGCAGCUGCCCUCCAUGUCCGUGCUGACCUCCAAGACGUCCACGCAGCGCUUCUUCCUGCGCGUGCUGCAGGUCAUCAUCCAGCUGCGCGACGACACGCGCCGGGCGCACCGCAAGGCCAAGCAGCCCGGCCGGCUGGGCGCCGCGGGGCUGGGGGCGGCUGGCAGCAUCCAGGCCGCCGUCCGGCAGCUGGAGGCCGAGGCCGACGCCAUCAUACAAAUGGUACGUGAGGGCCAGAGGGCCCGGAGGCGGCAGCAGGGAGACACGUCGGAGGCCGGGCCCGCGGAUGCCGUCCCCCGGCGCGAGGAGUCACCCAUGGACGUGGACCAGCCCUCGCCCGCCCCUCAGGACGUGGGCCCCGAGGCGGCGCAGGGCGGGGACCGGGACAGGGACAGGGAGGAGCGGCCCCCGGAGCUGCCCCUGCUGAGCGAGCAGCUGAGCCUGGACGAGCUGUGGGACAUGCUGGGAGAGUGCCUCAAGGAGCUCGAGGAGUCCCACGACCAGCACGCCGUGCUCGUGCUGCAGCCGGCCGUCGAGGCGUUUUUCCUGGUGCACGCCACGGAGCGCGAGAGCCGCCCCCCGGUGCGGGACACGCGGGAGAGCCAGCUGGCACACAUCAAGGACGAGCCACCCCCGCUGUCCCCUGCGCCCCUCACCCCCGCCACCCCCUCCGCCCUGGACCCCUUCUUCUCCCGGGAGCCCUCGGCCAUGCACAUCUCGGCCAGCCUGCCCCCGGACACGCAGAAAUUCCUGCGCUUCGCCGAGACCCACCGGACGGUGCUGAACCAGAUCCUGCGGCAAUCCACCACCCACCUGGCCGACGGCCCCUUCGCCGUGCUGGUCGACUACAUCCGCGUGCUGGACUUCGACGUCAAGCGCAAGUAUUUCAGGCAGGAGCUGGAGCGCCUGGACGAGGGGCUGCGCAAGGAGGACAUGGCCGUGCACGUGCGGCGCGAUCACGUCUUCGAGGACUCGUACCGGGAGCUGCACCGCAAAUCCCCCGAGGAGAUGAAGAAUCGCCUGUACAUCGUGUUCGAGGGCGAGGAGGGCCAGGACGCCGGGGGGCUGCUGCGGGAGUGGUACAUGAUCAUCUCCCGCGAGAUGUUCAACCCCAUGUACGCCCUGUUCCGCACCUCGCCCGGCGACCGCGUCACCUACACCAUCAACCCCUCGUCCCACUGCAACCCCAACCACCUGAGCUACUUCAAGUUCGUGGGCAGGAUCGUGGCCAAGGCCGUCUACGACAACCGGCUGCUGGAGUGCUACUUCACCCGCUCCUUCUACAAACACAUCCUGGGCAAGUCCGUGCGGUACACGGACAUGGAGAGCGAGGACUAUCACUUCUACCAGGGCCUCGUGUACCUGCUGGAGAACGACGUCUCCACGCUGGGCUACGACCUCACCUUCAGCACUGAGGUGCAGGAAUUCGGGGUGUGCGAGGUUCGGGACCUGAAGCCCAACGGGGCCAACGUGCUGGUGACGGAGGAGAACAAGAAGGAGUACGUGCACCUGGUGUGCCAGAUGCGCAUGACCGGCGCCAUCCGGAAGCAGCUGGCGGCGUUCCUGGAGGGUUUCUACGAGAUCAUCCCCAAGCGCCUCAUCUCCAUCUUCACGGAGCAGGAGCUGGAGCUGCUCAUCUCGGGGCUGCCCACCAUCGACAUCGACGACCUCAAGGCCAACACCGAGUACCACAAGUACCAGGGCAACUCCAUCCAGAUCCAGUGGUUCUGGCGUGCCCUGCGCUCCUUCGACCAGGCCGACCGCGCCAAGUUCCUGCAGUUCGUGACGGGCACGUCCAAGGUGCCCCUGCAGGGAUUCGCCGCCCUCGAGGGCAUGAACGGCAUCCAGAAAUUCCAGAUCCACCGCGACGACCGCUCCACCGACCGGCUGCCCUCGGCACACACCUGCUUCAACCAGCUGGACCUGCCGGCCUACGAGAGCUACGAGAAGCUGCGGCACAUGCUGCUGCUGGCCAUCCAGGAGUGCUCCGAGGGCUUCGGCCUGGCCUAGGGCCCGCGCCGGCCCCCCCCAGGGGCUCUAUAAAUAUAUAUAUAUUUUUUGGUUC